Messenger RNA from Homarus americanus (American lobster), 1368 nucleotides. RefSeq lists its product as uncharacterized. The transcript has 5 exons. The record is from RefSeq and is a predicted model, not a curated record. The coding region runs from base 100 to 828 and encodes 242 amino acids. NCBI's taxonomy places the organism in Eukaryota, Metazoa, Arthropoda, Malacostraca, Decapoda, Nephropidae.
ACUUCCAGUUCCAGCACGCUGGAGCCGAGUGGCGUAGUAUAGCGCUGGGUCUCUUGACGUCAACAGCUGAGUACUCGUCAGCUACCUGCAGGUGGAGCUAUGAUGAAGGUGACGUCACCAUCAUGGCGAUUGAUGAUGGUGCUGUUAGCAACAUUCGCCGCCGCUGCUGCCGAGUCCACGGCGUCAUCUGUUGAGUCCCUGCUGGGAUCCGCCCUGGGGUCCGACACGGUGAGGCAGGGAGUGAGCUGGAGCAAUAGUUUAGAGAAAGAGGAGAUGCUUCGCGACACCAAGAACAACAGAAGCACCAAGGGUGUAGGACACCAGAGGGUUAAACGGCAACUCAUUGACUUCGCCGACAACGCCGUCAUGGAGUUUUACUUUCGGCUGGUGGUGCCGUACUGGACACUGCCCAACGUUAAGACGAGGGGGGACUACCGCCUUGAGGUGACUUACGAGUUGCCCAACCAGUUACUGCGUCGUCGCAAGAAACGCUCGCUGGUGAAUGAGCGCUCAGCCCUCUACAGCCUCCUCGGGGACUUCCUCUCUAAGGCGGGACUAGACGGGGAGGAGUGUGUGUUGCGGGCGGUGUGCGAGGUGGGUGAGGCGCCUCUUGAAGAAUACGGCAUCCUUGGCGAGUUUAUCAAUCUCAUCUUCGCGCCGGGAUUCCAGGGUGAUGAGUUCCAUAGAGACCAUAUCCAGGCGGAGGAAUAUGGAAGGAGCUACGGCAAUUGCUGGUCUGCCUUCCCCGACUGCCCAAUGUCCUUGAGAGAAAUGCUCCAUGAAUUCUUCCUCAACAAUGCUGAAGUCCCCACAGAAAAUGGAACUUAAUUCGUUUUCUGUGAAGGAUAUGGAUAACUAUACUAUAAUAAGGUGGCUGCCUUUUGUGUGAAAAAGUAUUACGAAAGAACGAACUUAGUUGCGAACAACAGAUUCAUAGUAAAUCUCAGGAAUGGAGGGUUGUUUUUUAUUAAUUUAUUAUAUUUCUCAAUGCUUGAUAUGAAACAAAGUUAACAUUUUCUUUACGUAUGUGGAUCAAAUGUUGCCAUUGGAAUUAUACAGUGCAGAAAGUCUGUCAUUGAUAUAAAAAUCAGUGAAUGAAAUGUCAAGUAUGUAUGACUAAUAUUUAUAUGUUGGUUCUUAGGUACUAAAUACAACCAUGAUGCUUAGAAACGUAAUCAAUAUCGUUUAACACACUGUAAUAUAAUUCAUAUACUGUACAGUAGAUCGGGCUAAGGAUGGUUCCUCAGAGCCUAAGGUCUUGGAAUUAUUUGUUGAUUGUACAAAUUUGUUGACUUUUGUUGCUUUUUAAAAUGGUCCACUACAAAAAAAAUAAAAAAUAAUUUUAAAUAAAUAUAUAUGAAUAUUGUA